CUCUGCCCAAUUGGGCCCUUUUGUCCAUGGAACAACUUUACCUGGAGUCACACCAAUUACAAAACGAGAAACACAUAAAGAAGGAUUAGGGACGAACUACGACCCGUCGAAAUACUCGACCCAGUUGAAUUUAUACAAAUUCUACGGAUUUGCGCCUGGAAAUAAAAUAACCGAUUGGCUCCGAACCAGUAUACCGAUCUUGAUAUUCGUUUUUGGUCUUGUGCAUUUUCCUCUCUAUGUUAAAAAUAGGGAAACGAACGGUGCAACCCAGACGGAUAUCAUCGAAGCCUUUCACUGGUCCGUCGUGUACUGCAUGAUCAUCGUUUGCAUAUUGUUCAUGGUCAAGUACAGAUCGGUUUACUCCGAGAUCGACCGGAUUAUCAAGUCGGGGGUCUACGAUUACGGCGAGGACUUCACGGAGGAACAGCAGUCCAUCUGCGAAGGUGCUAAUAAACUAGUGUUAAAGCUCGGUAAGCUGUUGACGAUCGCUUUCAUCGCGACCGUAUCGACCAGCUUGACAAAGCAGACCAUAUUCAGAAGGAAGCCCGGCAGUUGGAACACGCUUUUCAAAGGAUGGACUCCCUUCGUUAUCAAUACUUGGCCCAGAUAUCUGAUUGUAUUUAUAGUCCAUAUAAUCAUGAUAAUCAAUACUUCAACUUCUGGUUAUCUCCUGGUACUAAGCUUUUUAACUUUUGGAGUUCACUUAGUAGCACAAUUGAAGAGUCUGAGGAUAGCCUUGCAAGAAAUUUUCCUCUCGGAGAAAAAUCAAUCUGAAGAACAGAUUCUCGCCAAGCUGAAAAAAUGCGCAGCACACCAUGCCGAAAUAACGAGGUUUUUUAAUCUCGUGCAGGUUUAUUCCGGCUCGGUAAGCGGUGUUUUGCCCAUCGGCUCAGUCGGAAUGAUCUGCACGUUUUUGUACGAUAUGACCGGUGAAAAUACCGUCGAGGCAUCGUUCAUGGUCAUCCUUCCCGAAGCAAGUCUCAUCACCACUUAUGCCCUGAUAGGGCAGUACAUCACAAACGAGGAAGUUAACUUUUCAGUCGGAAAAUUUGCGCACCUUUCUCUACGAUAUCGACUGGUACGCCCAACCGGUGUCCGUCCAGAAAUAUCUACUGCUGAUGAUGAUGUCCUCGAAGAAGAGCUUGGACUCGAAGGGGUUCGGAGUGUUCAAGUACAGCCUGGAAGGUCUAACAGAGGUCAUGCAGACCACCUACACUUUCUACAAUGCAUUGAACGCCACGAGAUAAGAGGAAAUGAGGAAUAAAUGCGUUAAUUUUUAAAAUCUAAUUUUUGAGUAGAGUAGUGUACACAAAUUGUAGAUUUCGGCAAACAAAGCCUAUAUGUAUGACAUUCGAAUA
Molecule: messenger RNA, 1358 nt
Organism: Cimex lectularius (bed bug)
Lineage: Eukaryota; Metazoa; Arthropoda; Insecta; Hemiptera; Cimicidae
Exons: 8
Coding region: 314-1264 (316 amino acids)
Biological process (GO): detection of chemical stimulus involved in sensory perception of smell; sensory perception of smell
Cellular component (GO): plasma membrane
Molecular function (GO): odorant binding; olfactory receptor activity
Source: RefSeq, a predicted model, not a curated record